GGAACCAGUAGAAAAGCAUUCGAAGUUAGAGAAACACGAACGGCGAUAUGAUUCUCUGGUGAAGUGGUCCAUAACCUUAAACUUUUCCUCGAAAUUGUGAAUGAUAUUUUUUAAGGGAACUGAACACGGGUGUAGCAUUAUAUUUUUGUACGCUUUGUAACCGUUUUCGAGCGAAUUUCUUAGUAGACGGUCCGUUGCUUAGUACUUAACGUUGAAACUCGUCGAGCAAAUUAAUCGGCGAUAUACAAAGGUUAUGAACGUACCCACUGUGUGUAGCAGCAACGUACACAACUUAUCUUGUGUUCUAUUAUGAAGCGGCGUCAAAGAAGACCUGUUUUGGAACUGAAUCAAUCGCAGGCUGGCUCGCACGGCGAUCAUGUACAAAAUAAACGAAAACAGGCUCCACUCGAUUACCAUGGGCCGAAUGUACCCGGAAAUCCACUGGCAAAUUUACUUUGCCAUUACAACUCUGACAGCGAUACUGAGGAUACCAAGAAGGACGUUUGCAAGUUAGAUGACCAGGUCAAUAACUUCCUUAAAGAAAUACAGCUAAUCGCACCCAAACAGCCGAUAGCAAAUGAGUUUGGUAACGCUGUCAUAAACUCUAAUGCCCAGUUGCCACACCAUAUCAGCCAGCAAGCGUCGAUGUGGAGAGAGUGCAUAGACGAAUCUUCUGGCUACCCAUACUACUGGCACAUAGAGACCAACGAGGUAACAUGGGAAAUGCCAGAGGAAUUGCGGUACAUGAAGAACAACAUUAAAGCAAGCCCAGCCAUGAAACCUCAUUCCAUGCAAGACUCUCAUUGGGUCGAUUUCUCCGCCGUCGCAUACCAAUCGCACGAAAACAUACCGGAAGGUAUGAUACCAAGAGAAGUGGUGGCUCGAAAUCGUAAUAGGUACAUUCACAACGAGACCGCCAAGAAACAGGAGCCGCCGGCCGAUCAGGACGUCGCGAACACGUCUGACACGAUGGACAACGAGUCCGACGACGGAAAAAUCGAGAUGAUAACGUCUUACGGAUCCGAAGAGAGUGACUCGGACACCGCGGACGAAGGCCAAUCGAAGGACGAGCCUGUAACAGGGUCUACGGCUGAACCGCUCAACCCAAAUUUGACGGCAACAUCGAAAGCCGAAGCAUUCAUCUCGACCGCGACUGUGAAACACCCCCAAUUGCUGAAGGCGUCACAGGCGUUGGACCAGGACUCUCGAGACUCCUCGGAUAAUCCGAAGACAGAUGGUUCGGAUGCAAAGUCUGUUGAAGAGAAGGACGCGAAAUACUUGAAGAAUCAAGUGAAAGAGUCCGAGGAAUGCGUCGAGAGGCUUAGCGACGGCCGACCUGCUAAGGACCUUAAGGCUGGGGUGACGGAUGGUGUUAACAAAAGCAACCCUGGCGCCGAUUUCGACUUCCGCGUGUCCCUGGUACCCGGUUACGACGAGGAUUCCGACCCUGAGGAGGAGCCCGAGGUCAGGCAGGAGAGGAAGGCUCUGUUCCCAAUCCCCCAAACAGAAGAAUCGACGGACAGCGCCACCUCGAGGUCGCAUCGGAUACCAGAGAGCAACGACACCGACGGCAACGGCGACAGGAGAAACGUUCAGGAGCCAGACAACGAAGUCUCCGAGAAAGGGGACAGCGGCGAGGAGUCGGUUUUAAAGCCGGAGGACGACGGACAGAAAGCGAACAAGUUCUUGGACAACCUGCACGGCAGGAGCAAGUUCUUCCAAAGGAAGAAGCGGAUCGCGUUCGAUGUCCCAUCCACGAAGAAGAAGCCGGCGGACAAGGACGAGGCGAAAUCGGAGCCCGAGAUACAACAGGAGGAGACAAGCACGUCCGACAGUGCAGAAAGGACCGAUGAAACCCGAAGCGAGCAUCAGGAGGAUGCGGUUAAUGUAACGCCUGAAGAUAAGACAGAGGAUGCUGUGGAUCCCGCGGCGGAGUCCGGUAAAGUCGAAGAAGAGACCGUAGCGCCGAUCGAGACAACUGCCGACGCAAAGGAGGACGAGGGAGAAGUGGCGCUGCUGUCGCAGAUCAUUCUUGAGAAACUGAAGUUUCUGUCCGAGGGGAAGCCCACUGUGUCCCCGGUACAGAUGAUGUCUAUCCAGCUUCAGACAUUGUUUGUGGCGUGGGAAGGAGGUUACUUAGAAAAGAGUUACUUGCGUAGGUGGUUGACUGAGACCAGUCACGAACUGGAACGCUUGGAACAAGACGCGGCACCACCGGGAUGGCUUUGUCAGUGGGAUAGGUCGCAUAAACGAUAUUAUUACCAGAACACUGCCACCGGAGUGACCCAAUGGAUCUAUCCGGACACUGGUAUCGCCGGUGGCGCGGAGGAAAUGGAGAUUUGCUCGACGCCUCCACCGAUGGAACAGGACGAGAUGAUUGCCACAGCAGCGGAAGAGGAAGGACUGAAGCCAAAACCAAAGAAGCAACCGGAAGACAACGACGCGGCCGACGACGCAGGGCCAAGGAAUUCUGACGUGGAAGCUCCGCCGCCGCCGCAGAUCUCCAACCCGAGCCCGCCUCCGCCGCCGAGAAUAUAUGGGAACGACAUGAAAAAGGACAAAAGGAAACGGGACAAGGGCAGCGACACCUUGGACAGUAAAAAGCAACGAAAAGAGGGUGCAACGAUCGCGGAUGUGAACCACCUGGAGACCGCAGUGAUACCUUCGCAUUCGGCAACCGCGCUCUCGCCACAAGCCACCGCCCUUACGAAUAUAGGGAACGUGACCAACGUAGAGCCCCUGCCACCUGGCGUCGACUUGACGGAAGCGCCUUACGAAUUGCCAGCCCUGAAGAGGAUCAUAUACGGUGCUGUACAGACUCAGGGUAGUGCGUUGUACGAUGCUGCUGCCAGGGACCCAACGGUUCCCAUCUUGGGUCACCCGGCAGCCAUAGUGCAGGAGCACUACCUUCAGUAUCCAGCUUACCAGCACUUGCAUUCUCCUGCAGCCUUAGUACUUCCCCACAAGCACGGCGUGCAGCCGACGAUCCAGAUCAUACCGGACUACACGCCGAUCUACACGAACCACAAGGUGAUCGAGAAACCACCCAUCAAGACGGCCAAAGAAUCCCUGGUGUCCGCGCUGGACUCGUUCUACAGCGACAUCGCCCGUAUCGAGAGCAGCCGACCGGAGAAAGCGCCCCAGAGACAAGACACCGUGACGACAGAGUCGUCUUUGCCAGUCGAGGAAGCUAAGGUGGACAUGGACCUGGAGACUCUGCACUCUGAAGCUACCAUGAAGGAGAAGAAGAAAAAGAAGGCGAGGAUCGGGAUUAGCAAGAAACAUAAGGAGGUCUCCAGCAUGGUAGCCAAGUGGCAGAAGGUGCAACAGAACUUUGAGAACACUUAGGGUACACUUAGGCGACAGUGAACGAACUGGUUUCAAGGCUUGCUCAAGAUCUCCUCGAGCGAUUGUAUCCAAUGAGUCGUCGGAUACGAGAACCACGAGAUUCUUAAGGUCGUUUAAGAAUUGUAUUUUCUAGGUGUAACGUUGUUAAGUUGAUAGCGCACUGUACCACCGCCUGUAUAGUGUUCCCGUACCUGCAGUUAACGUUGUUAUGACUUCUCACGAAUCGGUUUGCUGUUUGAGAUCGGCUGAAUAGGAACAAUGGAAGAGAGGGACUUCGGCAUUGUUCGCGCUCACGAGACGCUGAUCACUGGCAUUUACUUAUUGUCGCGUACACUUUCCGCGCGGUUCGAAAGUUUAUUUAGAACGAUACGCAACUGUUCCCGUUUCAAUCAUGAUAUCGCGUUCGUCGUUGUAAAUACCGCGGCUUUGGUUUUCUGAUCGUGGGACCGCUACUUAAACGUUAGAUGAAUCAACCGGUAGAAUCGUCACGGUUGUUAUAAACUGAGAUUCAUUUAAUAAUCCAUUAAUAAUGUUAUCCGAACUGCGAGAACGAGAGAUGGUCGUGCUUAAAUGCUUCCAGAGCUAGAAUAUUUUUUAAACUAACCGUAGGAAGGUCAGUAUCAUUGAGGGAAUUCGUUUGUAAGAUUGUACGCUUUACAGAAUUGUUUUCUUUUUGUAAUUAUAUGUAAAUACAUGAUCAACGAAAUACAUAUAUAUUAUAUAUAUA
This is a messenger RNA of Megalopta genalis, 4075 nucleotides long. RefSeq lists its product as uncharacterized. NCBI's taxonomy places the organism in Eukaryota, Metazoa, Arthropoda, Insecta, Hymenoptera, Halictidae. Gene Ontology annotation, molecular function: protein binding. The record is from RefSeq and is a predicted model, not a curated record.